Tetrahymena thermophila SB210 is the source of this 1899-nucleotide messenger RNA. RefSeq lists its product as hypothetical. The transcript is spliced from 18 exons. Lineage: Eukaryota; Ciliophora; Oligohymenophorea; Hymenostomatida; Tetrahymenidae. The record is from RefSeq and is a predicted model, not a curated record.
AUGGAAAUAGAAUAGAAUUCAACAGUAAACUCAUAGGUUAAGCAUGAUCAAUAAACAUUUGCAUUUAAGAAUAUAGAUUUUAUUUAAAUAAAAUAUCCUCACUAUGCAGAUUUGAGUGUUAUAGCAGAAGGAUCUUUUUUCUUGGCUUUAAAAUCUUUCAAUUAACAAAAAGGCUAUUAAACAGCUAUUUUUUUGAUUGAUAGCCAAGUAAUGGGAGAAGAACAAGAUGAUCUAUAGCCUUAUGAAUAUGAUUAAGUUGACAGAUUACAUAAAUUUAUUAAAUUAGCCUUUAAAGAGAUAGAGAAUUAGUUUGAAGAUCAGCUUUUUUUUAAUUAAAACCACAUUUUAUAUUAAGAAGAGCUUUUAAAUCAUUAAGAAGAAAUUCUAUAAUUGCCUGAAAGCAUGUAUUCAAUUCAUUUUAUUGAAUACGAUUUGUAUCCUAAAGUGUACACCACUGACCAAAUUAAUAAUUUUCAAAAUAAAAUGUUUAACCAUGAUGAACUAUAAAUAGGAGUUUAUUAACAUGUUAGAAAUUUAAUAAUUGAUAAAAGACAAAAAAAAUACUAUUACGAGAAGGAAGACUUUUAAAGAAUUAGCCAAUAAAUUAGGAAAUGCCAUAAUUUAGAAUAACUGAUAAUACAUAUUCUCGAAUAUAAAAUCAGACUUGAAGAUUUAGAGGAUUUAGCAAGCGCUUUUAGCGAAUGCAAAAAUUUAAAAAUUGUCUGCCUUUAUUUAAGUGAAAAUAACAUUGAUAAGAAGUGCUUUAAUCACAUACUUCUUUGCUUAGAAAAGCUACAAAAAAUAACAAGACUAGAAUUGAAUAUUAGAGACAAUCCAGUUGAAAAAGACUCUUUUGUUGGAAUCGGAAGGGUCAUCAGGAAUUUAAAAUACUUAGAAAAUAUUUAACUAAAUUUAAGCAAGACAGGAAUAGAUUCUGAAAAUUUAGAAACGCUAGCAUAGUGCAUUUCAGAAAAUAAAAAUAUAAAUUCAAUUCUUUUCUCAGCCUACAAAUCAAAUUUCGAUAGAAGUAUGCUGGAAAUUUUAAUGAGCAAAUUUGGGAAAUUAAAUUUAGAGAAUUUCAACCUCUAUUUAUCUUCAAAUAAAUUAAAUCACUCAGAUUUUGAAAUUUUUAAUUAAAAUAUUCAAAACUAUCGAAAUUUAAAAUUUCUGAAGCUCUGCUUGUCAGGUGUUGACAACACAGAAGGAUUAAGUGAUUUUGCUGUUUCAAUAGGUUAACUUAUCAAUCUUGAUGUUCUAAAGCUCUACUUUAGAAAUAACUCUAUCUCUUCAAAGGAAAUAUCAGAAGUAGGUAAAAAUAUAGGCAAGUUAGCAGAUUUGAAACAAUUAACUUUGGUUUUAAAGAAAAAUAAUUUUUCCGAACCAUUCUUAGAGUAGUUUGCCAAUGAUUUAUCCUUAUGCCAUCAAUUAAAUUGUCUAAAAUUAAAUCUUAAUUUCUGUAAGCUAGGUUAAGAUGACUUAGUUUUAUUUACUAAAUCUCUAUAGCUAUUAGAGAAAUUGAGACACCUUAAGUUAAAGCUAAAAGAAAAUGAAAUACAUACAUAACAAUUAGUAAAUCUAUUUAAAAAUCUGAAAAAAUGUCCUGUUUUAUGCUAACUUCAAAUAAAACUGAGUAUGGAUCAUAUUGACAAAGAAGGUAUAAUAUAAAUGAUGGAUUAAAUAACAUUGAUAAAUAGCUUGAGUAGACUCAAUUUAAGGCUGAUAAAUUACCCAAACGACUAAGAAGAUUUUCUAGUUAUUGGAGAUAAAAUUAGAUAAUGGAGUAAUAUAUUAAUCCUCUAAUUAAGCAUUAAAAAUAUUGACAAUCUAAUUAUUUAAAAACUCUCUAAGAAAAUAUCUAAGGCACGUAGAGUAGUAUAAUUCUUUGUGAAAUCUUGGUGA